Messenger RNA from Protopolystoma xenopodis, 642 nucleotides. The record is from the annotation of a GenBank genome assembly. Lineage: Eukaryota; Metazoa; Platyhelminthes; Monogenea; Polystomatidea; Polystomatidae.
AUGUGUGCCUAUAGCGAUGGCCCACGGGUUGGUGAUAAUUUGAUACGGGGCGGUUCCUACAGUGUCAAAAGAGGCUGUAGGAUGGCCACGGCAAAACACGAUAGAGACGAACAAGAAGGCGACGAUGAGGAUGACGAAGACGAUGAGGAGGGGGAGGGGGGUGAAGAGGAAGUAGUGACAAGACGAAAUCGCAAUUGCAUCGAACCACCCGACAAACCUGUUGCUGGGACUGUCUGUAGCACUGAGGGGGCCUGGAGUAUGUUUGUAGCUGACACGGUUGGUGUCGGGUCGGCGGGGUUGCCUCGAACCUCGACCCACCAGCCAGUCCGACUCUCACGAGAGUUUGUCGAAUCGGAGGCCAGCCGGGACGAAGGCAGCGCCGAGGCUGGGCCAUCGAAUCGCGACCAAUUGCCUGGCCUCCUUGGCGAGCCGAUUUGCCGAUUUGAGGAAGAAGAUGAAGAAAAAGAAGAGGAUGAUGAGGAAGAGGCGGAGGAGGUUGUCUCGCCUGCGGAACAGUUAGUCUCUCGGGCCUAUUGGUCCUGGCAACUUGGGCAACUGGGAAAGUUGGAGCAAAGGAAGCCUAGGCAGGAUCGGGGAUCUGUGCUUUCAGAUCCGAUCAACUGCUGGCCGAACGAUAUCCAA